Boeremia exigua is the source of this 1713-nucleotide messenger RNA. RefSeq lists its product as uncharacterized. Bases 1 to 1713 code for a protein of 570 amino acids. Gene Ontology annotation, cellular component: fungal-type vacuole membrane; TORC1 complex. The transcript has a single exon. NCBI's taxonomy places the organism in Eukaryota, Fungi, Ascomycota, Dothideomycetes, Pleosporales, Didymellaceae. The record is from RefSeq and is a predicted model, not a curated record.
AUGGCCUCGCCCGAGCAGGCUACGGCUUCACGGCCCAAGCGACCGGCACCGAUGACGAGGCAGUCGAGCAGCCAGUCGCACAUUUCGCAGAGCCCGUCGGAGAAGGGGCACCACCGGCCGCAGCAGCACAAGGUGACGCACCGCCAUGUCGCGGGCGGGCGCAUGCAGCGCACCAUGUCGGCGGGCAAGAACCUGGGCAAGUUCAACAAAGCCGCGCAGCAGCAGCCGCCGCCGCAGUCGCAGCCGCAGACACCACAAGCCGAGGAGGGCCGUCACCACCGCCGCUCGCAGUCGGGCGCCUCGCUGUCCGCGCCCAGCAGCCCGCGGCCCGGCUUCAAGCGCAAUGCCUCGUCGGGCGCCAUCAUGCGCCAUAACCCGCAGGCCCACGCCGGCGGCCUGCGCAAGAACCACUCGAGCGGCCACCUGGUCGGCAAGGCCAAGGGCGGCAAGUCGUCCAAGGACCUCGCCCUGAUGAAGGCCAAGCUGGGCAAUCCCGCCCGCUCGCGCCAGGCCUCGCCCGAGGAGCGGCCCAUUGUGCACUUUGACGUCGGGGACGAGGCGGGCGAGGAGGAGGAGGAGGAGGGCGGGUGGACCGAGGAGAGCGCGUCGCAGUCGCCCAACACGACCCGCUCCAACACGCGCUCCAACUCGGUGGCCGCCGAGGCCCAGCGCGUGGUGGACGAUGCGACCGAGAGCAAUACGCGCGCGAACGCCGGAGACACGUCGCCCGCGCUGCCCCCGCAGGCACAGGCACUGCCCGACCGCACGCGCGCGCCCCCGCCCGCGAGCAGAGCUGCCUCGUCCACACACUCGCGGCCGCCGGACGCCGACCUGAUCACCUCGCGCCUGCUCCAGCGCAGCGCCUCGCACACGGUCGUCGCCCCGCAGUCGUCGUCUGUCUCGGCCACCGUCGCCUCGACCGCCGGCCGCGGGCACCAGCUCAGCACCAGCGUGGGCAGCACCCUCGUCGACACGCCCGGCCGCGACCUCGUGUCGCGCUUCAUGGACGGCGACGGCUCGGCCGGCACCCCGCACGACGGCAGCUACAUGCCCGGCCGCCGCGUGUCCAAGGAGAACGAGGGCGCUCUCGACAAGAGCAAGCGCAACCGCUCCAUGCCCAACUUCGGCGACACCGACGACGCCGACGGCGCAGACACACCCACGCGCCCGCAGUCUGUCAAGUCCGGCGCCACCACCCCCAACCUCUUUCCCCCCAUCAACAACCGCACCCAGAACAAACUGCUCCUGCAGCGCGCCGCCUCCGCCAUCGAGCCCCACGCCCCCGUCCCCGCCAUCCUCCGCACCGGCGGCCCCUCCUUCCACAACAUUGGCCUGUCCUACCCCGGCGAAGGCCGCCUCGACCCUCGCCUGCAGCAGCAGUUCAACCACGUCGCCAUCGAGUACAAAGUUAUCCAGCGCUACCGCAAUCCGCUCGCCGACAGCAUCCUGCGCGUCCAGCAGAUGCCCGGUAUGCUGCGCAAGCUGCGCGCCACCCGGCCCACCAGCACAAACGGCGCCAGCGGGCUCGGCUUCAGCACGCUGAGCUCGAGUAUCAACGAGGCGCCCGACACGGACGGCGCGGGGAGCCGCCGCAGUAGAUCGAGUUUCGAGCACGACGAGGGCGCGGCGAGUGCAGAGGAGAGGCCGCGGAACGAGGCCGAGGAGCUGUGCAGGCGCAUGUGGGACAGCGCGGAGAUAGUCGGCGGCGAUUGA